GAGCAAACUCAUGGAGGCAAAUCCAUUGAAUGGUGUGAAAUUGUUGAAGCCUUGAGCUUGAAAUCCAGUAUUACUCAGAGUCAGAGAAUUCAUCCUGGAGAGAAACCCCAUCAAUGCCUUGACUCUGGGAAAGCCCUCACAGAUUGUUCACAUCUUAAGCCAUGUGACAAAAUUCUUCAUGGGGAAAAAUCCUGUGAAUAUAAGAAAGAUGAAAAUACCUUCAUCAAGAGCUCUUAUGUAGCUGUGCGCAAGAGACAACAUACAAGAGAGAAAUCCUGUGACUACAGUGUCUGUGGAGAAGUCUUAACUUCAACCUUAGACCUUAAGAAGCAUAAAAAAACUCACAGGGAGAAAUCCUUUCAAUGUAGUCAAUGUGGUAAAGUAUUACAGAACCACUCAUCCAUGAAGUUGCACAUGAGAACCCACACUAGAGAAAAAUGUUUUAAAUGUAAUCAAUGUGAGAAAACCUACAGCUCAACCUCUUACCUUACACGGCACAAAAGAAUUCAUACUGGGGAGAAGCCCUAUGAAUGCCGUGACUGUGGAAAAACUUUCAGGGAUAGCUCACUUCUCAGACAACAUCAAGGAAUUCAUUCAAAAGAAAAACCCUACAAAUGUAAUCAGUGCAGCAAAACCUACAGUAGGAGCUCUGCGCUGACUGUGCACAAGGCAAUGCAUACUGGAAAGAAACCCUAUACAUGUGAUGAUUGUGGGAAAACCUUCAGUAUUCUCCCAUACCUUAGAAGACAUGAGAGAAUCCACACUGGAGAGAAAUCCUUUAAAUGUAGUCACUGUGGAAAAGCACUAAGUAGUCAGUCAUCCCUAAAGACACACCUGAGGAUACAUACCGGAGAGAAACCUUACAAGUGUGAUCAAUGUGGAAAAACUUUUAGAAUGAGCUCUAAUCUUAUUGUGCACAAGAAAAUCCAUACUGGAGAGAAACCCUGUAAGUGCAAUGACUGUGGGAAAGCCUUCAGGGAUCGCUCAUGCCUUAAAGAACAUGUGAGAAUUCAUACUGGAGAAAAACCCUUUUUGUGUAAUCAAUGUGGAAAAGCCUUCAGGAUAAAAUCUUUCCUGACUUUGCACAAGAAAAUUCACAUGAGAAUGAAAGAAUAUGAAU
This is a messenger RNA of Equus quagga, 1120 nucleotides long. RefSeq names its product zinc finger protein 525-like. The transcript has a single exon. Gene Ontology annotation, molecular function: RNA polymerase II cis-regulatory region sequence-specific DNA binding; DNA-binding transcription factor activity. NCBI's taxonomy places the organism in Eukaryota, Metazoa, Chordata, Mammalia, Perissodactyla, Equidae. The annotation marks the transcript as partial. The record is from RefSeq and is a predicted model, not a curated record. Gene Ontology annotation, biological process: regulation of transcription by RNA polymerase II.